AUCACAUCCUGUGUAGCUGUAAACACUGGACUAAGGAAGGACUGGUGACUUUCAAAAGAUAAAGACAAGUAAGAAAUUCUGAAAGGUCUGUAUAGGAACCCAGAGUUAAAACUUGCUGGAAGCUUUGGAGAGCUUAGCUGGAACCAACGGGCUGAUCCUUGGGCACAGCCUUGGCAGCACCAUCAUGAUGUCACAACCCAAGACCAAUGAGACCUUCAUAGCUCUCACACCAAAUGGCAUCAGCUUCCUCCAAACAGAGGAUCCCAAACUUACCAACAAGAGGCAGGACAGCCUGAAGAAACAUCUAAAGGCAGAGGUCAAAGUUCUCGGGACUAUCCAGAUCCUGUGUGGGAUGAUGGUGUUGAGUUUGGGAAUUAUUUUGGCAUCGGCUUCCUUCUCUCAGCAUUUUACCCAAGCGUUUUCUAUUCUGUUGAAGGCUGCUUACCCAUUCAUAGGAGCCUUGUGUUUUGUCAUCUCUGGAUCUCUAUCAAUCAUCACAGAGAAAAAGUCCACUAAGCCUUUGGUUCAGAGCAGCCUAGCUGCAAACAUUCUGAGCUCUCUAUCAGCUCUGGUGGGUUUCAUCCUCCUUUCUGUCAUACUGGCUUCUUUGGGUCCUGCCUUUUGGACGUGUGUCUUGGACAAACAGCAUAUACCAACUGAACGGGAUUAUUCUUACUAUCAUAGCUUAUAUGAAAAUAAUGACUGCCUCAAGGCCAAAACUAUUCUGGCUGGAACCAUGUCUAUAAUGCUGAUUUGUACAGUGCUAGAAUUCUGCCUAGCUGUGCUCGCUGCUGUGGUUUGGUGGAAGCAGGCUCACUCUGACUUCCCUGGGGCAGGAACACUGUCUACUACAGCCACUAGUUUCCUUACAGUCUUGACUUGGUGAAGGGCAUUCGCAAAUGUGAUUGGAUUCGAUAAAUAUCCUAUUCUCUGAUUUUUCCUUCUUGUGAUCUUAAAUUUUUUUUACUCUUAAAAAACACUUUCAAAAAUGUUGACUAAAAGUCCAUGAGACACCACCUUACCAGCAUCAUGGACUCAUGUCUUCAAAAAUUAAAAAGUUUUGAUUUAUCCAAAAUUUUAUUAGAGUUAGCAGACUGAAUACAAGGCUAAUAAAUAGUAAUUAUUUAAAGAACUUAAUGACAUAUAAUACUCAUCUUGGAAUAGCUAAGAGUUCCAAGUAUGAGGUUUGGUGGAAAUGGCAUCAAGAUAUAUAUGGUUGAACCUGAGUGAUGUCUGAAGAACUGACAUAUUUUGUUUCUUCUAGAGUGUGCUCUUCCUGCCUCAGAGUUAUAAGGAUAAAUCCAGCAUGCCCCCAAGAGCACCUUCUGACUCUGGAUAUGAAGAAUUAAUGACUUUUUAGGGAAAAAAGGAAAAUAUCCAUCGGAAAUUUGGUUUUAUGAUGAUAUAUGGAAACCACCCAAAGAGACUCAACUUAAGAAAGCAAAGUUUGAGUUCCCUGAAACGUAGGCUUUUAUAUAAUGAACAUUAAAAAAAAUCAACCAAUA
Equus caballus (horse) is the source of this 1505-nucleotide messenger RNA. The record is from RefSeq and is a predicted model, not a curated record. NCBI's taxonomy places the organism in Eukaryota, Metazoa, Chordata, Mammalia, Perissodactyla, Equidae.